GUAAAACUAUAUUGGAAUUCCUAACAGUUAAUGAUCAGUUAUAUGACUAUUGAUUAUUAUUAGAAGGGUGACAUUUGUGCAGUACCAAUGAGUGAGAGAGAGUCAGAAUUCAAGAGUGCUUCAUCCGAAGAUAUUCCCUCGGAUUCUAAACCGAAACGUAAGAAAACUUCAAGAGCAUGUAAUCAUUGUCAUAAGGCACAUAUGACAUGUGACACCAGUCGGCCAUGUAAGAGAUGCAUUCAAAGAGGACUUGAGAAAUCUUGUGAAGAUGCACCCCGAAAGAGAAAGAAGUAUUUGGCUGAUGUUCCUAAUAAUGCUUUAAAACCUAAUCAUUUAAAGCAUACAACAACUAUAGAUAAUUCUAAUAUAAUUGGAUUAAAUAAUGAUCCAGGAAGAUUCCAAGCAACAACUUUUCAACAUAGCGCAACUAUGCCAUCUAAUUAUGGUAUGGGAACAGGAUCAGAUUUCUUAUAUUCUUCAAGUAGUUAUGAUCAGGAAUUACCUCAACCACAAUUAUCUCAAGUUCAAGUACAAGUUCAACAAGUAAAUCAAGUUCCUCAACAAAUAAUACCGCAACCGAGUAAUGGACAAGUUAAGUCCGAACAUAUCCAAUCAAAUAUGCCCCUUCCGGUACCACCUCAAUCAUCAAAUGCAUAUCCUCAAAAUAAUCAAAAUUCAUUACAAAAUGUCCCACCAAAAUCUAGAAGAACUAAUUUCCUUUCUUCAGCUGCUGAUCUAGAAUAUUCUACCUUAUCUAGUAUACUUCAAGAUAAUUUCAUGCAUGUAGCUCAUUCAGCUACCUCAAAUGAAGGAACUCCAAAUUCAAUAACUUUAUCUCCUGCUUUAUCUCCACAUACUUUAAGUACAAGUGCAUCAAAUAAUGUUAAUCGUAAAAGUGCUAAUUCUCCUAAUGAUAUUCAUUAUUUACCAAAAUCUGCUAGCCUUCAACCCAUAUCACCAUAUAUUUCUGGACCUUCACAAACUCCAUCUCCCAAUGAUAAAACUCAAUCAAGAAUUUCCGUAAAUGCCAGUAAAAUUUAUGAUCAUCCUCGAUAUCCUAAAUGUGAUGAAUCUAUUAAUCAAUAUUUUCUUGGACCUACAGAUGGAGAUCAUAUUCUGCUUUAUCCUGAUGUAAUUACUGCUAUAAAUGUUAUGAAACUGAGUGAUCCAGCUGUUUAUUUUGAGAGAAAUUCUAAACUGGCAUUAUCAUUUACUAUUGGGAUAGUUCCUGAAGAUUCCCAUUAUUCAAAGGAAGAAUAUGAAAGUUUCUUUAAAGAACCAGAAGAAAUUUAUGCUAAAGUUAAAAAACCAUUUUCAUAUACUCCAGGUUAUCAUUCAUUAAUUGCUUAUUUAAGAAAAAGAUUUCCUAAACCAAUGUUAGUUAAAAUGGCAGAAAGUAUGGCUACAUAUAGACCAUCAUUUAUUGCAUGUACAAAUUCUUUAAAAGAAGGAGAUCUUAUAUUUAUGGAACAAUGUUUUCAAAGAACUUUAUUAACUUAUGAUAAUUUUAUUAGAGUUAGUGGAACUCCUACAAUUGUUUGGAGAAGAACAGGAGAGAUUGCAUAUGUUGGAAAUGAAUUUUGUGUAUUAACUGGUUGGCCAAAAGAAGAAUUAGUUGGUAAACAACGAAAAUUUAUUGUUGAAUUACUUGAUGAUAAAUCAGUUGUAGAAUAUUUUCAAUUAUUUCUGAGAAUUGCCUUUGGAGAUUUCUUAGGUGCAACUAUGACUGAAUGUACUUUAUUAACUCCUAAAUCCGAUGUAAAAAUUAGAACUGGAUGUAUGUGGACUUUAAAGAGAGAUGUAUUUGGUAUACCUAUGAUGAUAAUAGGAAAUUUCUUACCCAUAAUAUAGACUACUUAUUAAUUAUAUUUGUACUAUUAAUAAACGUUACGACCCAUUUAUAUGUAUACUGUAUAUAUAUUUUUUAUGUCCCCUUUAAAGUAAAUAUUCCGCAGCCAAUUUGUACAGUCCUUUUGUGGGGGAUGGAACGGGGCACCCACAGCAAGCUAAUUUGGGAUUUGAUAGUGCGAGAUUACGUUUUCCUAAUUUGUGUUAAAGUAUACGGUGUUUGAUUUGAUUUGAAUUUAUUGAGUUUAUUUAAUUUUACUUAAUUUUAUUUUAUUUAAUUUAAUUUAAUUUAAUUUAUUUAUUUGAUUGAUUUGAUUGUAUUGGGUUAUUGUAUAGAAUUUAUCUGGAUUAAGCGUGAUUCCUAAUGG
Messenger RNA from Scheffersomyces amazonensis, 2216 nucleotides. It is a transcript of the gene ZCF11, whose product is annotated as Zcf11p. Gene Ontology annotation, molecular function: zinc ion binding; RNA polymerase II transcription regulatory region sequence-specific DNA binding; DNA-binding transcription factor activity, RNA polymerase II-specific. Gene Ontology annotation, biological process: regulation of DNA-templated transcription; cellular response to starvation. Gene Ontology annotation, cellular component: nucleus. The record is from RefSeq and is a predicted model, not a curated record. The transcript is spliced from 2 exons. Lineage: Eukaryota; Fungi; Ascomycota; Pichiomycetes; Serinales; Debaryomycetaceae. The coding region runs from base 88 to 1851 and encodes 587 amino acids.